UCUCCCUACUCCCUUGAGAUAAAGCCUCAGCGGAAGGGGCGGGGCCGGAGGCGGGACUGCUUUUCCACUCAGCCGUAGAAAUUCUGGAGAAAAGGCGGUUUGAGGCGUCUUUUAUCCCCUCUCUCCUCCCGCCUGUAGAGGUCGCUCUAGGAGGUGUAGCAGAAGUGGUGUUUGGAUGAUGGCGGCCUCACAGACCUCCGCCUCGGUUCCGCGGGUGGCGCGGACCAUGCUGGGGCAGGUGGUACUGCCGGGCGAAGAGCUGCUGCUGCCCGAGUCGGCGGGACCGGGCACCGAGGGCUCCGCGGAGCAGACGUUGCGCCUGGGGUCCGUGGUGCGGCCCCGCGCCCGCGUGGUGUGCGGUCCGGGCCUGCGGCGGUGCGGGGACCGCCUGCUGGUCACCAAGUGCGGGCGGCUCCGCCACAAGGAACCCGGCGGCAGCGGAGGCGGAGGCGGCGUGUAUUGGGUGGACUCCCAGCAGAAACGAUAUGUCCCUGUUAAAGGAGACCAUGUGAUAGGCAUUGUGACUGCUAAAUCUGGUGACUUAUUCAAAGUUGAUGUUGGAGGAAGUGAACCAGCUUCUCUAUCUUACUUGGCAUUUGAAGGAGCCACCAAAAGAAACAGACCAAAUGUGCAGGUGGGAGAUCUCAUUUAUGGCCAAUUUGUUGUUGCCAAUAAAGACAUGGAACCAGAGAUGGUCUGUAUUGAUAGCAGUGGAAGAGCAAAUGGAAUGGGUGUCAUUGGACAGGAUGGCCUGUUGUUUAAGGUGACACUGGGUUUAAUCAGAAAGCUUUUAGCUCCUGAAUGUGAAAUUAUCCAGGAGAUAGGAAAACUCUACCCAUUGGAAAUAGUAUUUGGAAUGAAUGGAAGAAUAUGGGUAAAAGCAAGAACUAUCCAACAGACUUUAAUUUUGGCAAAUGUUUUGGAAGCCUGUGAACAUAUGACAACAGAGCAAAGAAAGCAGAUAUUUUCCAGGUUGUCAGAAAGUUAACAUCAAUUUCUCUGCUUCAUUCUUUAUGUGGAAUAUUGUAUGAACUCAUGGUAAUUAACAAUGACAGUUUUGUAAGAACUUUUUCAUCUUCAGAUGAAAUCUUCCCUUCUCUCAAGUUCCUCAAGAUGAUGUACAAUAAAAAUUUUUUUUUAUUAGUAAGAAAGUCAUUAAUCUCAGCCAUUUAAAAAAGCCAUUAUCUGAGGGAAUGCCCUGUGUAAUUCCAUUUCGGCUAUCUUUGGCCAAUCCAGGACCCAAGAAUGAGCUGGAGGUUGGGAGGGAUUGGGCGGAGAAUCACUAGGCAAGACAGCAACAGUCAGUACCUACCACUUGACAUUUCCUCUCCUUUCUUGAGAUUAAACACACACAGCUUGUGAAUGAAUGUCAGCCAUUAACAAGUGUUUUUUAGUAUGUUCUUGGCUCUGCUAUAUCUCAUGACUGUGCUGCAGAGACCUCAGGCCCUAGGUGAGAAGGAACCAGCACACUUGUGAGUGCAAAAACAGCAGGACAGGGACACUGCUGGCUGUGGAUACUUGCAGGGAUAGGGAGCGCUUGAUUUGGGAUUCCAGGAUAGAGGAGAGAACUGAAGUGAAGCUAGAGGCACCAUAACCCCCCACCCCAGAUUAUACUAA
Molecule: messenger RNA, 1617 nt
Organism: Sarcophilus harrisii (Tasmanian devil)
Lineage: Eukaryota; Metazoa; Chordata; Mammalia; Dasyuromorphia; Dasyuridae
Gene: EXOSC3
Product: exosome component 3
Exons: 4
Coding region: 176-988 (270 amino acids)
Biological process (GO): TRAMP-dependent tRNA surveillance pathway; CUT catabolic process; exonucleolytic trimming to generate mature 3'-end of 5.8S rRNA from tricistronic rRNA transcript (SSU-rRNA, 5.8S rRNA, LSU-rRNA)
Cellular component (GO): nuclear exosome (RNase complex); cytoplasmic exosome (RNase complex)
Molecular function (GO): RNA binding
Source: RefSeq, a predicted model, not a curated record